Ixodes scapularis (black-legged tick) is the source of this 5775-nucleotide messenger RNA. It is a transcript of the gene Rab30, whose product is annotated as ras-related protein Rab-30. Gene Ontology annotation, molecular function: GTP binding; GTPase activity. Gene Ontology annotation, cellular component: trans-Golgi network. The record is from RefSeq and is a predicted model, not a curated record. The coding region runs from base 370 to 999 and encodes 209 amino acids. NCBI's taxonomy places the organism in Eukaryota, Metazoa, Arthropoda, Arachnida, Ixodida, Ixodidae. The transcript has 5 exons.
UCGACUUGGCAUCGUUGAUGGUGUAGGAUCCAAGUAGCUUGUGCGUGUGUGUGUGCGUGUUAUCUAGCAUAUGAAAACGUAUCGCCGACUCGACUUUGUAUUGUUUUUCCAAGUCGAAAGUCUCCUCUUUAUUGCUUUCGGCUCCUUGCGUCGGCGCUGUGGUCCCGUAUCUCGUGUUAUCACGGCGCACAAUGUAGUCGGCGCGCAGUUUUGGGCCGAGCUCCUCGGUGCGGUGGUUAUUUGAGUAAGCUCCCGACGCACGAACCAACGCGACGAUGUUGGUUUUUGCAGUUUUUCCUCGUCGGAAAUACGACGCACACAUCUCCAGGACUCGUGCAUGCUAACCUCCACACGCCAAAGUUCGGAAGAAUGGAAGAUUACAAAUUUCUCUUCAAAGUCGUGCUAAUAGGCAACGCAGGUGUUGGGAAGACUUGUCUAGUCCGGAGAUUUACUCAGGGUCUGUUUCCUCCGGGUCAAGGAGCUACAAUCGGUGUCGAUUUUCUCAUCAAAACUGUCGAAGUGGACGGCGAGAAAGUUAAGCUCCAGAUUUGGGACACGGCGGGCCAGGAGAGGUUCCGGUCCAUCACGCAGAGCUACUACCGCAGCGCCCACGCACUCAUCCUCGUGUACGACAUCAGCUGCCAGCCCACCUUUGAUUGCCUGCCCGACUGGCUGAGGGAGAUAGAGCAGUAUGCCAGCCCCAAAGUACUACGAGCUCUCGUCGGCAACAAGAUCGACCGGGAGGACCGCGAGAUCCCACAGCACAUCGGCGAGGAGUUUGCGCGGCGCAACGACAUGUACUUCGUCGAGACGUCGGCCAAGGAGGCCGACAACGUCGACAAGCUGUUCACCGAGAUCGCGGUCCGGCUCACGGCGGAGGCGAGGGCAACGCACGCACGCUACUCCGGCCGCCCUUCCGCCGCGACGGACUCUUUGCCGGACUUGAAGGAGGCUUCCGGCGACAGGGGGGACCACUCGUGCUGCAGCAGGGUGUUAUGAGCUCUCGGACGCCGCUCCGGAGGACGCCGCCGCUGCCGCCGCUGGUUUGCACUUGCCACGUUUCGUUUGCCUGUGAUGCGAGUUUCGUACCCGCUUGCUCGCGCAUUUCGUCCGGCCAAGCCACCUCUGGGGAGUAGCCUAUACCCUGAGGGUUGCUCGUUUUUAGGGGGUUGUUUGUGGUUGCCAGACAGUGUUUUAGUCGUGCGACGAUGGGGAAGGAUUGCAAAGCACCUGCCGUGCUCUCCAAAGACAGCUCCUGUUCUCGGUUUUACUGUAACUAGGCAUAGAGUGAACGCUACGGCCCCCUGUCGUGCCAAUCGGAGUGAUGGAGGCAGAGCAUGUGACGGCCCUUACCAAAUGUAUGGGGAUGGGAUUGGAACCCAAGCAGUGGGAAAGGAGGGAAAAGAGGAACUCCCCUCUUGCUCGGUCCCUUUUUCGUGUGUCCAGGACGUUGCUAUUCUCCUCCUAGAAGACAAUCCUACGACUCCAGAUUCGUACGGAAGCAGCUGUCCCCUUUCCCGCCCGUGGCCUUGGCGCCACCGUGCACAACUAGUGAGGUAGAGUGUAGUCACCCGCUUCCCCUCCCACGCACCAGUUGGCUAAUUGGGACUGUAGCCUUCACCAUUUGCCGAGCUACGGUGAAAUGGAGUGUAAACAGGAGCUUGUCGGUCGAAAGGCUAAUACGUUUUUGUUUCUGUUUAGUUUUGGAGAACAUUCUUUUUAGUCUGUUGGUUGCCUUUGUGGGCUCAUAGAGGUACGCUGAAGUUUCUACAGGUCUGAAGAACUUGGCGGCCAGUGUGUUAUGCCGGACUGGUGAGCGAUCGUGAGAGCUCGCACCUAGUGAAAUGAUGUUUAGCAGAGCGAAUAUUUUCGCUGAGAUAAUCAUUUAUGGCGUUGCCUUGCCGAGAGCAAUGAUCUUCCCAUGACAACUGUUAAUUUCUAAUCUUAAAAAAAUGUAUAAAAAAAAACACUUUUUUUUUUAAGUUUCUACAAUGUGCAGUUAUGGGGCAGGCGAGAGAGAGAGAAAACUUACAAUUGUGUCAAUAACAUGGCAUUUUCCAGUCGCGAGCGGGCCAAACAUUUUUGCCAACGAGACGUCGGGAAGGUACAGGGUUGACUAGAUUCCGUUUUGCCUUUUAUUUGUUUUCUCUUAUUGGCUAUUCUAAGUAGGAAAUGUGUGAGAGCCGCAACUCAAGGUCUGUCCAAACUCGUCCAUGGUUACAACUCCGUACAGAACAGAAACAGAACUGAGCUUUGUCCCGAUAAACUCGGCGGUGUAUUUGCGCUGGAAGGCCAGAACAGCAUUGAAGCGCCGUCGCGGACGUUGGUGUUUUUCUGCGCACGUCCAUCAAUUGCGUCCCCAUUGUUACGCCCUCCGUUUCGUAAAGGAAGUGGUGCCGCCCCCUAUACUCACCUGCAUGUUGUACCCCAUCGUUUUUGUACGCUCAAAGGAUCUUAGGUACACGAAGCGCGACAACCCCUCCUCAUUUUUAGAUCUCUUGGAAUGUUCUCCUUCUCUUCUCACCGUUAGGAUGAGGGCAGACGUACGUUUUAGCCGUAGCUUGAAUGAACCUCGCAGCGUUCCUUCGUUCGUUUCGAAAGCUGUGUCAACACACUGGCACGGGAAUGUGUGGAGCAAGCCCUGAAAAUUAGCAUUGGGAAGCGAUUGCGACUGCAGUUACCACUGCCGCUCAUGAUAAAAACCCUUAAAAGGUUGUGCUUUUUUUUUUUUUUUUAUUAUUGCAGAGACAGGCAAUCUUUGACUGAACUAACCUCCUUUUUGUACCGACAUUUUAUUGCGUUUUUACGAUUAUUGCAAAGGCUGCUUGUUGCAUAUGCUUAGUUACCAGCCCAAAUAGACACGCUUUUUAGUUCAGCCUUCGUUUCGGGGGCAUUUUUUUAAAGUUUUAGAGGGGUGCACAUUCUCGCCCAAGGUUAGCCGUACCAUUCUUUGGUCGCCUUUUUAAGUGCAUUUUCGAGGGAAAAUUUUAGAAUGCAGAACUUGUCAAGAAUCAAAAAAAAAAAAAAAAUUUCUUAUUCUACCCAUAAAAAAAUAACUUGUUUGUUUUUUGUAAGGAAUAAUUUAGUUUCUUUUAAUAUACUGUUUUCAAUCUAUACAGCUAUGACCAGAUGCCAUUCAUCGGUUUGUCACGUCGAGUCACCAUCUAGGGAGGUGUAGGAGAUGACGGUCACUGAAUGGGCUACACUUAAAGUGUCAGCACCUAAAUCCCUAAUUUCUUUGUGGGACGCCGCCAUUUUGGUGCCUACUCUAGGGUAAAUGCAACUGGCAAUUGUUACAAUAAAAAAAAAAAAAUUUACUUGAGCUUUGGACACUGCAUCAGGGAUCUUGGGCGGCAUCAUGUGUUGUAGACUGUUUACGUUGCUGGCAGAUGGAAAACCGUUUUCCUCGUUUUCAGGUAAAGCUUCGGAUAACAGGCAACAAUGAUUUUCAGCACCAAGACGGCCUAAGUGUCGUUACGUGGAAGCGCAGCGUAUGUGGUGGCUCUAGAAAGAAGCGUCUAGAAAAACGAUGACAGGCCCACGAAGUUUUAAAAGCUGCAGUAUAAUAAUAAUAAUAAUUAGUAUUAUUAUUUAAAGAGCCCAAAAGCAACCACACUGGUCUCUAGAUUGAUGUGGCUCCGUGGCCAUAGGAAAGUGUAGGUCAUGGUUAUGGCGUCGAGGUAGACACCGAGGAUGAUGCUACCUUCUAAAACCAGUGGUCUUAAAUCUUCCCUUUUUUUUUUUUUUUUUAAUGAGGAAAGGAGAAUGCUUGGCUUUGGGAGAGGGCUUUAGCAGCUGUGAUAUUUUUGUUCUGUUGUGACGAAAUCUCCCAGGCCUUGUUUGCAUAUGAGGCAAGCUACGUGUUUUUGUUGUUUUUUUUCCUCCCAUAAUUUGUUCCUGCCGCAUUCUUUUUUUUUUUUCUUUUCUUUUUGCUAUUAGACGUUUACAUUUAUUGCAGCUGACUGUUUUACAGAGUUGCUAAACUUGAGUUGUGAUAGCAUGGCCGUUUAACAGGUGUCGUCAGUGUUUCGACAUUCACCAUUUUGCUUGUUUAAUCGCCACUGUGCUCGUAGUGUUGGUCGCGGUUAUGUAUAUGUCCCGCAUAAUCGUGGAAACACUACACGAAGCGAGUUGGCACUUGUGUUGGAAAGAAUAUACGCAACCAUUACCACGUCAACAGCUGAACGUCUAGACUCUUUGUCUGCUCCCAGUGUUUAUACAUUGCGCACACUGCAAUAUUUCUGUCGUUUCUUUUUUUUUUUUUUUGAGACUGUAUAGUAUACAUAGGGUAUUUAAAUUUUUUAGCCUGUUUUUUACUUAGAGAGUUUGCAUUCCAGCAAAGCAGUCGUGGGUGGCGGCGGCAGUCAUUGAUGUAACGCUGUUGUGGUGUUUUUGCUUUAGGUGGUAAGGCUUGCCGCUGCUAAACGCUGGUUCACGCACUUGUGUUUGGUGGCAACGUAGUGGCAACCGAGAGCGCUGUGGAGCCUUGUGCUGCCAGGGUGGACAGAUGAGGCCCUGCCCUUUUGCUAGCACCCUCUAUCGGACAGCUCUGGCACACCUGCAACGUGCGUGUAUUUCCCAAUGUUUUUGCACAUUAUUCUUUCACCGUGAGCCCGAAAAACUUUCGACAAUGUCACAAACGACCAUUUCUCAUAACUAGAGCGUAUGCUUAAUCUAUCAAAUAUUGCAAAAAAAAAAAAAAAAAAAAAAAAAUUGGUUUAACGCAGUUUUAAAGCUACCCUGUAGAUGGCGCUCGCAUGCCAGGUGUUUAAGAUUUCUAGAUUUCUACAAGUCCUUUGAAGCGCCGACUGCGUGACGGUAGAAAAAAUCGUAAGGGCGCAGGCGAGCUGGUGAAUACCAGCUCGCCUGCACCCAUACGAUUGAGACGUCGUCCUGUCUAUUUUCUGUCCCUUCUACGUUUUGAUAUUUCUUCUCUACCCCAGUCUCAGGUUAAUUCAACAUGCGUGACGGUGCAGGUUUUAAGAAGCGAAUGGCGGCGCACAGCAGAAGACUGAACCGAAUGACGCAUUUUCUUCCGGCGGAAUGUGCUUUGUCAUUUGUAUUGGUUGUCGUUAGUUGUGAAAAGGAGUCAAUACACGGGUCCAUAUCACAUGAGCGAAUAACGUUUUAGCGAACAGCGGUCAUUUGAGCGAAUCGGCGUUUUAGCGAAAGACGUAUCCCUGGGGCGCGUGUUAACCGACGCAUUCCCCUUCACUCACGCCGUUUCGCGGCGACAGUUUUCGGCGGCUCAUUACAAGGAUGUUAACCAUCGUGGCCCACCCGAAUACGCCGCUUUGCGGCUGCCGACCAUUUUUUCGAUGAAAAGUCGGGAGCGGGACUUUGUUCACCAAAAACGUCCUUCGACCACCUGAGUGCCAUCGUCAAGGGACUUUAGGCGUGUUGUGUUCUCUCGUGACGGAGCGCAAGGCUGCGCAUCGCACUCGGUUGCGACCGAAUGCGUGUGUGUACACCAGCCUUUAGAGGCAGAGUACAUAGCUAGCACAAAACCCAAUUCCUUAGCCCUUUUUUUACCCGGUUUUGUGCAUUUUGCCUUCCACCCAACCACCCCCUUCCCAGACUGCAAUGCUAUCCCUACGAAAAAAAAAAAGAAGUAUAUAUAUAUAUAUACAUAUAUGAAACAGGUGUGUGUAUGAUGACGACCAAAUUUGUCCAUGGUAGGUUUACAAGUUUGUCAGCUUAUUUAUUUGAAGAGAGGGGGAGAGAGAGAACUUGCAUUCCUUUGCUACGUUGAAAUAAAUAUUUUAUGCCACUUCA